AAACAAUCUAUUUUUGUGAGGAGGCCUGUCUCGAUCCUAAAAAUAAAAUAGCGCUUGACUGAAAGAAGAGCUAAAAAGUCUUUUCCUGGCCGGACGAUGUACCGUGGCAGAGCUGUACCAACCAUACAACCAAGUGCAAAACAUCUAAAAUGCUGCCAUGUAACAACAUAGUUAAACUGCACAUGUGGAGAUUUAAACCUUUAUGCACUAUUGAACAUAUAGCCAACAUAUGAAAUAUACAGUAUAAAAGAAACAAGGUAUUACGAACACCUUAAAUGGCAACAGUAUUUUCUCUACAAUUCCUGGCAGUCAAGUCUGCUGUUAAGAUUUUACUUGACCAUGAAGACCAACACAGCUUGGAAUUGCGGAAGAAUGCAAAACUCUUGAUAAAACAGCUCUCGACUCAAUGCUUCACUGCUGUUAGUGCUGAAAUCUUAGAGACUUUCGUCAACCAGCAUCCAAGACUUUUAACUGGAGAGAUGCUUGAGGUUCUGGCAUCACCACAGUUGAAAACAUUGUGCCUCAAUCAUUGCACCAAAAUUCUUUGUCAUCAUGGUCAAUUAAAAUAUGUAAAAAGUGUCAUGAAAAAAUGUAACAGACUGCAGCAUCUGCAGGUGAAUGGCUGCCAUCCACCAUCGGAAACAACAACUGAACUCUGUCAUAUGAUUGGUCAGUAUCUCAAUACUCUAACCUCUCUCUCGUUUGAAGGCUGUCGAACUCUCUCCAAUGAAAAUGUCCAGACCAUUCUGCUGAACUGCCAGAACCUAUCUCAAUUGAACCUGUCAAUGUGUCCUGGGAUAACUGACCAAGUGUUCAAUAUCCCACUUCCUUCUCAACAACUUAGGGCAUCAACAGGAAGCAAUGUUUCAUGUACAACCUCUCAUAAAGUAGGAAGUGCCUUGCCAGGCCAGCAUUUGUCAGCAGUCGACGUCUCCUCCAACCAGAAUCUAACAAGUACCUGUAUUCGCUAUCUGGUAACACUAUGUGGAGCAUCUUUACAAGUUCUUAACGUCUCUUGUACAGGGAUGGACUGUACAUUACUGUGGUACCUUUGUGGUUACAGUUGGUACGAUGCUGUGGAAUUGGCCUCCAACUUACAGAGUCAGAGUACAUCUGGCAAUGUGAUGUCACACCUAAUCAGGGAUUACCAUUUACUAAAAGCAGAACUCAACAGACAGAUGGAAUCUGCAAAUGAACACGAGGAACUACAAUUGGGGGACGAUGAGGCAGGAUCCCAAGAGGAUGAUAGAGCAGUGACUCAACAAGAUAAGGAUGAUGCAGCAGCACCCAAACCAACGGAAGAAAGUAGAAUGUUACCCCAACCGAAGGAGGAUGAUGAUGGAGCAGUAGUCAAACCAAAGGGUGAUGCGAGUGUGGAAUGCAGACCAACACAGAAUGAGGAAAUAGAUGACAAAAAUAUAUUGCAUAUAGAUGAUGUAGAUUUGAAUUUCAAAGAAUCUUCUUGCCCUUUGAAAGACGCAAAUGCUAUAUCAGAUUAUGCCAGUUCUCAAGAUAUUGUCAAUUCUACACAAUAUAGUGUUAACUUCCCACCAGUUAGUGCCAAUACCCCAACAGAUGGCAAUACUGCACCAGAUAAUGAUGAUGCUUCAUCAGAUAAUACAGAUUCUUCAUCAGAUAGUGUCAGUGAUCAAUCUGAUGAUAAUGGGCAGAAACCAAAAAUAUCAUUUUCCCUUUUAUCACACCAUGAUGAAAUCCUAGAUGGACUAGUGUCAGAGUUUGUUGAAAAUAUGUUGCAGCAAAUUAGACACUCAUGUCUUGAAUAUACUCAUAAAAUAUAUGAAGGUGAUAAUGAUGAUGAUAUAGUAACACACAAAAAACCUAAUGAACAAGAAUGUCAGGAAUUGUUCAAAGCUGCAAGUUACGAGGCUUCUUCUAAAAACCUCAAAGUCAUCCCAGACCAGUCAUCAGAUUCUGCAGUGGCAGCACCAACCACAUCCAAAGACAACCCUCGGCCAUGCCAAUGGACUAGAAACUUUAUUCCAAAUAUUAAAGAUUUAGACAUCUGCAAUAUUGAUUUUGAUGACAAUCUUGGAGAAAUAUGCCUUCAAGAAUUCUUGAAGAUCAACAAAGGUUUAGUGAAGUUGAAUUUAUCAUGGAGAGCAGUUAGUGAUGAUAUGUUGUCAAGUGUACAAGAUUCACUCACCAAUCUAAGAUGGCUAUCACUGAGUGAAUGCGAGAAGAUUACCAGUCAUGGACUUGCAAGUUUACUUGGUGUUUGCAAGAACUUAACACACCUGAGCAUGGAAGGAAUGUAUUUCAUUUCCGACAUAGCAUUAUAUCCAUUGUUUAAACAAGAUGGGCGAUGUGGCGUAUGCAGUUUAAAGUUGAGUGAGACGUACAUCACUGACAACAGUCUUAAUCGAAUUGCCAAAUAUCUUGGUCCAAAAUUGACAGUUCUGCAUUUGAAUUGGUGUGAAGAGAUCAGCGACGCCGGGCUUUCUGACAUCACUGCCAACUGCCCACAUUUGACAGACUUCGCUAUUCGACAAUGUACCACUUCAAAGUCUACACUUAUACAGCUAGCUGAAAAUUGCCCCAACUUGAAGUCACUAAAUGUUGCUGCUGUGGACUGCUUGGUGGAUGAUGUUAUGAUUACCAUGACAACAAGACUGAGUUUGUUAAAUACGAUUGAUGUUAGCUGGAAUUCUGAUCUGACAGAUGUUGCCAUAUGUUCCUUGUUCAUCAAUUGCCCGUUAUUGCACGAUGUUUGUCUUGAUGGUCUCAAACCAAUAACAUCAAAACCAUUCUUGCCCAUCAUAGCAGAGUUGUUCCGAUGGCGCCGUUGCCAGGCAUUGAUCAAGCUGAAAUUGAAGGAGCAAAAAUUAUUGAAAAAAAUUGGAGAGCCACAGUUGUCAAGUGAUGAGGAAUACGAGGACCUUUUUAUUCCAACACGUUCCACAACCUAUGCACUCCAUCUACGGUACCUUAGCUUACAGUAUUGUGACCUGGUAAAUGACCGUCAUUUGGCUGAGAUAGUUGCCAUCUGUAAGGGUACAUUGAGCAUCAAAGACUACUAUGGUGAACAAAUUGUGCCAAAGCUCUUGGACUACAGGUGAACUGAAGGUCAUUGGUUGAAAACAUCAUUAACACGGUCGCUGCCAGCAACGAGUAUACUCAUCCAACAGGGUGUUGCUGAGGGUGCUAGGGACGACUAUACUUGUCAAAACCGGGGGUAACAUUCUAGCGUUUAUUACUUUAGAACAACAGUUCUUUCAGAACUCUCUAUGUGUCACCGGCCGAUAGUUCAAGGAAAACACACCUAGACGAUAACAUUAAAAUAACGUGUGUGUGUGUUGUGUUAUGUUGCAGUACUAAGAUUACACGAGCAGUGGUGAACCGUCAAGGCAAGCAAGUUAUGCUCUGCAUACCAACUAAAACUGUAAAGAAAACAUUCUAAAACCCUAAUAAUUAAAGCAUGGACCUAUUUAAUAGGAUUUAUUUUAACUUUAAUAGUAUUAAAGUUAAAAUAAAUCUGCAUUGUAACUUGUUAAUGUCCUGGAAUAAGAGAAAAUCUUUUAAGAAGGAACUACUGUCCAAACCAUGCAGGUACAGGUACACAGAGAAACAUACUGUACCGUAUUUAUUCGAAGAACACAUCGGCAUGCUUAUUUUCACAGUAAAUGUGGAAAUAUAACACAUAAUUACCGUUAAAAUAUGCUAUUGCGUGAUCAUAAAGACUUAUUGAACCAACCAGAUUUUAACAAUCAUUUGGGGGGGUGGGGGGCGUUUAUUUGAAUGAAUGCAAUAUUUUAUAAAGCGUAUUUUUUGACUGUAGGCUAAUACACGGAUUUUCCCCACUAGCAGCCUGUAACAUACUCUACAUUUUACCUACGGUCCGCCACUGUGCACAAGCAAUGGCGGCUCUAAGAUAGAUUUUCUGGGGG
Messenger RNA from Anneissia japonica, 3905 nucleotides. RefSeq lists its product as uncharacterized. The transcript is spliced from 12 exons. The record is from RefSeq and is a predicted model, not a curated record. Gene Ontology annotation, cellular component: SCF ubiquitin ligase complex. NCBI's taxonomy places the organism in Eukaryota, Metazoa, Echinodermata, Crinoidea, Comatulida, Comatulidae. Gene Ontology annotation, biological process: SCF-dependent proteasomal ubiquitin-dependent protein catabolic process. The coding region runs from base 276 to 3077 and encodes 933 amino acids.